Molecule: messenger RNA, 2302 nt
Organism: Cannabis sativa
Lineage: Eukaryota; Viridiplantae; Streptophyta; Magnoliopsida; Rosales; Cannabaceae
Product: two-component response regulator ARR11
Exons: 5
Coding region: 331-2091 (586 amino acids)
Biological process (GO): phosphorelay signal transduction system; cytokinin-activated signaling pathway
Molecular function (GO): DNA binding; DNA-binding transcription factor activity
Source: RefSeq, a predicted model, not a curated record
AAAAUUCCAAACUGAAAAGUUGGUUGAAGGCUAACAUGAAGGUACAGGGACCGUUAACAAUCCGGCGCCAAUAUUCUCUCUCUGACCACUUUCCCUUACAAAUCCAAACAAAACCCAUUAAUUAUUUGUUUAUUUAUAUAUACAAAAAAAAAAAAAAAAAACACAGAGAAAGAGAGAGAACAUAUAUUAUAAGAGUCUCAUAAUCUCCCAUAGUCCUACUCUACCGGACUACUACCCCCCACAACACUUCAAUACUAAAGUUACUCACUAACCCUUUUCAAGCUUUUAACUCUUUCAUCUUUUUUUCUUGUUGGGCUGUUCUCAAUUCUCAUGGAGAAUGGUUUUUCUUCUCCCCGGAACGACACUUUUCCGGCUGGUCUCAGAGUUCUUGUCGUUGAUGAUGAUCCCACUUGGAUUAAGAUUUUAGAGAAGAUGCUUAAGAAGUGUGCUUAUGAAGUUACCACAUGUGGUUUAGCAACAGAUGCACUACGAUUGCUUCGUGAAAGAAAAGAUGGUUUCGACAUUGUUGUUAGCGAUGUCAACAUGCCAGACAUGGAUGGGUUCAAACUUCUUGAGCAUGUUGGAUUGGAGAUGGAUCUCCCUGUCAUAAUGAUGUCAGUUGAUGGAGAAACGAGCAGGGUCAUGAAAGGAGUACAGCAUGGAGCUUGUGAUUAUCUUCUGAAGCCUAUAAGAAUGAAAGAGCUGAAGAAUAUCUGGCAACAUGUUUUCAGAAAGAAGAUUCAUGAGAUAAGAGACAUUGAGUCCCAUGAAAGCAUUGAAAGUAUCAUGACUAGAAAUACAUCCGAUCAUUCUGAUGAUGGUCACUUUCUUAGUAUGGAAGAUUUCUCUUCUGUGAAGAAGAGAAAAGAUAUAGACAACAAGCAUGAUGAAAAAGACUAUGGCGAUUCAUCUUCUGCCAAAAAGGCUAGGGUGGUUUGGUCUGUUGAUCUUCAUCAGAAAUUUGUAAAGGCGGUUAAUCAAAUUGGAUUUGACAAAGUUGGUCCCAAAAAAAUUCUUGACCUGAUGAAUGUGCCGUGGUUGACAAGAGAGAAUGUUGCGAGUCAUUUGCAGAAGUACCGCCUUUACUUGAGCAGGCUGCAAAAGGAAAAGGAAAGUGAUGGGAAAACUUCUUUCGGAGGGUUAAACCAUUCUGAUGUACCUCUAAAAGAUCCUCCAGUGAGUUUCGGCCUUCAGAGCUCGAGUAGUAUUCACCAAAAUGAUGUUCUGAAUGGAAGCUACAGAAUCUGUGGCGGUAACUUGCUUCUCCAGAAUGUGGACUCCAGCAGCCAUGAAGAUGAUCUCAGGAGCAUAGUUUCAGAGCCAGUGGUAGAAGCUAAGGCACCUGCAGUCAGCCUUUCUGAUUCUCACAAGAAUAACAGUUCAAAAAUGAGUUUCAACCAUUCAUUUGUCCCAUUGGAAUCUGAAGUAAAUUUUGCAGCAUUUGAAUCGGGUAUCCCAGCAAAGUACUCUUGGUGCGAAGUUUCAGAAAUUCAGUUCGGGCAAGAACAUAAACCACUUAUCCACUUAGAGAAUGGCUUCACUAAGCUACCACUGCCAGAUUCACUGCACCAAGUCCAUGCCGAGCCGGUACAGUCAAAUCCAUCAAUCAGUUCAAAGCCUUCUAGUGCAGAAAAGGCAUUAAGUGGCCCUGUCGAGAGCAAGGCUCCGUAUCCCGAGUAUGGAAGCAAUGAAGUUAGUCAUAUUAGUCCAAACAUAAGCACAAUAAGCACUCUUCCUCUUACUUCCAAGAGCCAAAUGGUAAAUCAUCAGGCUUUUGAGCCCAUUUACACCUCUUCAUCAACUCUGACUACUCAAGGCUCUAAUUUAUGUAGCACAACUGAUUUGGAAUCUGUUCAGAGAAACCUGACUUUUGCAAGUGGGUCAUCUCUUGCAACUUUUGAUGAGGAUUUACAGGUAUUGUUCCAAGGUGAUUGCUUUGGCGAAGAAGUCCGAAAUGUAGAAUUUUCAGACUAUGUUGAUCCUUGGCCUAUGAAUGAAGUGCCUGCUCACUUGUAUGAUUCCCUGAGGUUUGGCUAUGAGAACUCCUAUGACCCUGAAUAUGCUAUAAUAGAUCAAAGCCUAUUGACUUGAUCCUGCUGUCUCCUCUUUUCUCAAGAUGAUGAUAUUUGGUGUUUCUGUUUCUAAAUGAUAAUCCAGUCUUUUUAAGUGGAUCUUUAAAUUAAUGGCUUGGAAUAUUAUUUUUCUAACCAGUCUGGGUUUUGAUAUUGAGAUUAUGUGUAUUGUAGCAGUGAUAUGCAAACACUAAGCAUAAUAAACUUACUCCCAUCACUUUUGGCAGGUU